Molecule: messenger RNA, 790 nt
Organism: Cinclus cinclus
Lineage: Eukaryota; Metazoa; Chordata; Aves; Passeriformes; Cinclidae
Gene: HNRNPL
Product: heterogeneous nuclear ribonucleoprotein L
Exons: 6
Biological process (GO): regulation of RNA splicing
Cellular component (GO): nucleus
Molecular function (GO): mRNA binding
Source: RefSeq, a predicted model, not a curated record
GGCCAGGCCAGGAUGAACUGUGACCGCGUCUUCAACGUCUUCUGCCUCUACGGCAACGUCGAGAAGGUGAAGUUCAUGAAGAGCAAGCCGGGCGCUGCCAUGGUGGAGAUGGCCGAUGGCUACGCCGUGGACAGAGCCAUCACCCACCUCAACAACAACUUCAUGUUCGGCCAGAAGCUCAACGUCUGUGUCUCCAAGCAGCACGCCAUCAUGCCCGGGCAGUCCUACGGCCUCGAGGACGGCUCGUGCAGCUACAAGGAUUUCAGCGGCUCCCGCAACAAUCGCUUCUCCACGCCCGAGCAGGCGGCCAAGAACCGCAUCCAGCACCCCAGCAAUGUGCUGCACUUCUUCAACGCGCCGCUGGACGUCACCGAGGACAACUUCUACGAGAUCUGCGACGAGCUGGGGGUCAAGCGCCCGUCCUCGGUCAAGGUGUUCUCAGGCAAGAGCGAGCGCAGCUCCUCGGGGCUGCUCGAGUGGGACUCCAAGAGCGACGCCCUGGAGACCCUCGGCUUCCUCAACCACUUCCAGAUGAAGAACCCCAAUGGGCCCUACCCCUACACGCUCAAGCUCUGCUUCUCCACGGCCCAGCACGCGUCCUAAGGGGACCCCGCGACCCCCUCGGAUCCUUCUCCCCUCCCCCACCCCGCAUCCUCCCUUUUUAUAAGCCUGAGGGGCAGCAGAGACCUCCCCUCCCCCCUCCGUUCCCACCCCUCCCCCCGUUUUUAAGGAGAAGGGGUCGGACCCGACCCAGGCCCCCCGAGACCACUCCCACAAUAAAGUUGUUUGG